AUGGAUGAAGUGCACGAAAAGAUGAAGAAUUUUUUAAUUAAUUCCGACACGAGUGGCAUCGAGUUGGGCGAGUUUCUAGCGAACCAGCGAUACCCCACACCCAUCGCACCGUACCUUGCCCUGGUUCCACCGGGCUGUGGCCACUGGGUACGGCAACGUUUGGCCAACCGAGGGAAAGCGGUACCGCUGGUGGUGGUUCUGGUGUUGGCCCUACUCUGCACAGCGACCCUGUGCACCGUCCGCAACCAGACGGCCGUCGGUGUACGGCGGUGGCCACUGCUGGCAACGUUGUUUGCAAAUGAAGAUUGCAUUCUCACUAUGCCGGCGCAGUUGCAAAAAGCAUUCCGACCACCGGAGGGCUGUGGCUUUUGCCGGGCCGUUCACCGAACCGUUCCACGGCUGUCCAACGUGAGUCCGGCAGAGUUUGCCCGUGAGUACGCGUACCGUGGUGGACCGGUGAUUGUGACGGAUGCCACCGCUAACUGGACGGCGGUGGAGCGCUUCGACUAUUGGUUCUUCAAGCGUGUGUACGAGACGCACGGCAGUGGACCGAAAGCGGAACGCUGCCAGUUUUUCCCCUACAAGACAGGGUUGCGGGACAUACGGGAGGCGUUGUCGUUGCCGGCAGCGCGCGUUCGUUACGACCCGGGCACGGAACCGUGGUACUUCGGGUGGAGCAACUGUGAUCCGGCGAUAGUGCGGGUGCUGCGCGAGCACUACCAGCGCCCAUACUUUCUACCGGCCGACUCGGAAAACAGUGCCAUCGAUUGGGUGUUUAUGGGUGGACCAGGGCUUGGUGCCCACAUGCAUGUCGACAAUGUCCGCCUGCCAUCAUGGCAAUCUCAGCUGAAAGGUGCCAAGGAAUGGAUUCUUGCCCCACCGCCCGAGUGUUUCUACCAGUGCGAAUUCCUGUCCGUCGUUGUACAAACCGGAGAGACAAUUGUGCUGGACACUAACAAAUGGUACCAUAAAACGAACGUACUGCCCGGUCCGAUCAGCAUCACCGUCGGAGCCGAAUACGACUAA
Molecule: messenger RNA, 1026 nt
Organism: Anopheles marshallii
Lineage: Eukaryota; Metazoa; Arthropoda; Insecta; Diptera; Culicidae
Exons: 4
Coding region: 1-1026 (341 amino acids)
Source: RefSeq, a predicted model, not a curated record